AUGCAGUACACAACAAUCCUCGCCGCUCUGGCUCUCGGAUCAACAACCGCCAUGGCCCACAUGGAAAUGUCUUUCCCGCCUCCACUAAAGUCCAAGUUUAAUAGUCACGCUAAGAAUGCUGAUUAUUCUAUGACUGCCCCACUAUCUGGGGUUGCUCAGUUCCCUUGCAAAGGUUAUCAGACAGCCAUGUCUGAUACCACCGGGGAAGGAGCAUCGGUCGUUACCUGGGCCCCAGGUGCCAAAGCCAACUUCACAGUCGUCGGAGGAGCAACACACAGUGGCGGUAGUUGUCAAGCGGCUUUAUCGUACGACGUAGGUAAAACCUUCACCGUCAUCCAUUCGUACAUCGGGAACUGUCCGACGUCGUCUGGUCAAAACUUCGACUUCACCAUCCCUUCAGACGCAAAGACUGGAUCUGCCUUGUUCGCAUGGACUUGGUACAACAAGGUCGGCAACCGCGAGAUAUACAUGAACUGUGCAUCCGUCACCAUUGGUGCAGCUUCCGCGAAACGCACCAUCUCCGAGCGCGACACGGCCUUUUCUUCACGCCCCGGCCUCUUCGUCGCCAACGUCGACCCCAACGGCUGCCACUCGGUCGAGGGUACAGACUUGGCCUUCCCAGACCCAGGUCCAGAUCUCACCGGAACAGCAGGUGCCACUGGCACCAUCUCUGGGACUUGCGUGGCAGUCAACGGCAUCGGUGGACCAUCAUCGGGAUCCAGCUCAGGGAGCGGUACUUCGGCAUCUGCCCCAGCUGCUAGCGGGUCAUCGGCUCCUUCAGCAUCUCCAGCUGCUAGUGGUGGCUCAACAGCUUCCUCAGCAGCCGUAGCCGCCCCCAUUGCAUCUUCCGUAGCCGCAAGCUCAGGAUUCUCAACCCUCCCUGUGUCCUCAGCAGCAGCAGGAGGAGCAGCAGCAGGCUCAGCCACCGCUACCGCUUCAGCACCCGCAUCGUCCGGAACAGGAACCAGCGGAUCCCUCACCGUGUCGUCGCACGGCGAGUGCGGCGCGUCUAGCACCUGCGCCGGCCAAACCCAGUUCGGAGCCUGUUGCUCCAAGUGGAAUUUCUGCGGCGACACAACCGAACACUGCGGCGACGGAUGUCAAGCAGGCUUUGGAACGUGUGGCAGCGGAGCUUCGUCAGGCAACUCGACUACCAACGCAACGGUCAAGGCUCGACAGCCCCGCCACCCAAACCUGGGAUUCCUCAGAGGUCGACGAGCUAGGUUUUGA
Messenger RNA from Lachnellula hyalina, 1230 nucleotides. RefSeq lists its product as uncharacterized. NCBI's taxonomy places the organism in Eukaryota, Fungi, Ascomycota, Leotiomycetes, Helotiales, Lachnaceae. The transcript has a single exon. Gene Ontology annotation, molecular function: chitin binding. The coding region runs from base 1 to 1230 and encodes 409 amino acids. The record is from RefSeq and is a predicted model, not a curated record.